This is a messenger RNA of Nanorana parkeri, 2679 nucleotides long. RefSeq lists its product as uncharacterized. The transcript has 12 exons. Bases 1 to 2679 code for a protein of 892 amino acids. NCBI's taxonomy places the organism in Eukaryota, Metazoa, Chordata, Amphibia, Anura, Dicroglossidae. The record is from RefSeq and is a predicted model, not a curated record.
AUGUCGGCUCCACACCUCUCAAGCUGCUGCCGGUCUCCGUGUCAUGGUGGCUAUACAGGCGGAGUCACCUUUGUGCUGGGCGCUCUAGAUGGAGAUCCUGUGAAGUUAAAUCUCUUGAAAGAUUAUGUCUGUAAAUCUCUGUAUGGUCUGGUCCAUGGCUUCCGAGCAACCUCCUUCAACAUUAUCCAUUUCUCCCAUGUGAGACAAGUUGAUAUUAUUUACAAAGCUGUCAUAUUAAUGGAUCACGGUCUUGUUCCCUUAUCAGGAAUCAUGUCGGCUCCACACCUCUCAAGCUGCUGCCGGUCUCCGUGUCAUGGUGGCUAUACAGGCGGAGUCACCUUUGUGCUGGGCGCUCUAGAUGGAGAUCCUGUGAAGUUAAAUCUCUUGAAAGAUUAUGUCUGUAAAUCUCUGUAUGGUCUGGUCCAUGGCUUCCGAGCAACCUCCUUCAACAUUAUCCAUUUCUCCCAUGUGAUUAGUAAGUGGUGUGAUUGUGCUGUGACAUGGAGGCCGGACGUCGUGGCACAAGCCAUUUCAUGGACCCGAGGUCUGGUUUGCGGGUCAGGAGCCAGCCCUACUGGUGCCUUGGCUGCAGCAUUAGAGGAUCCAGUGUGCAAAACUGUAUACUUAGUGAUGGAUGCCCUUCCGCCCAAUGUGCUGACAGAUCUCUACAGUUUCCUUGCCCGGAAUGAGAGCGCCUGUGCUGUCAGUGUGGUGUACCUCACAGAAGAGCCCCGUGACAGCCAGGUGGAGGGGUCAUUCCGUGAGAUUCAUCUAAAGCCUCUCGGACCUUCCAGAAUGAUAAGAAGUGCGGAGAAUAUAGGGAUGAGUCACUGCUGUCAGAUCCCGUCACCCUGUACAGCCUCUACAGUCCACUCUACAGAGCUCUGGCCACCACUCAGCUGCAGUGUAACCUCCAGGACUCCAGAAACUCCAGGAAUUUGUCCCUCAAAUUCAGCCCCAAUCACCAGGACUCCAGCAGCUGUGCAUCUUAUGAGGGGAGCCCGAGUCCUGGCCCGCAGGGAGAGAGAUGCACUGUAUUACAUGGGACACAUUGCUUGUGAAGUGGAGGGCUCUCCGGACCGUUUUCUUGUGGAGUUUGAGAAAUGUCAUGCUUUCAAGGGAAAAGCUCAGUUCCGCAUGCAGGAGACACCCGUCUGUGACAUCAUCCAUUAUGAGGAUGCAAGAUGGAGGCCUUUAGUUCCUGGAGACCAUGUGUUGGCACCGCUGGAUACCGGUAUGGAGCAGUACGGACCAGGAACCAUUUUAAGAGGAGCAGAGAACCGAGACAGAGGCCUAGCUUUUGAUAGCAAUGGAGUUCUCGUAACAUUCUGGAACGGAAAGACCAAACAAGUUCCCGCUGGCCUCUCCGUCUGGAUACCACAGGACUUAAGUGACCGCAUCACUCUGGAGCUCCACAUCCCAUUGGAAGCCCGGAAGAAGCUGAUGGAGUCCUGCCCCGGGUUCCCUUUCAUAGGGACCGGCUAUAAACAUCCCCAGUGCCAGGCCGAAGAAGCAACUCUUACACUCGGCUCCGACAAGUGUUUGUAUUGCCGUUCUGGACCUUAUGUUUGUCAGAGGUGCCAUGUACCAGAGGAGCUGUGGGCAGCUCUGAGAAACUCCCUGAACCAUAUCAACAAUACGACUUCAGCCAAGGAGAAAUUGGCCAAAAAAGUAGACAAGAAGAAGGAGCUUAAACAAAAUGUUUCUUCAAAGACUGUCCACACCAAAGACAAGGCUAAACCUCAGAGGAGAGUCCUACUAGAGAGGGAAGGAUCUCAGCAACAGAAGCAGAAAGAACAUGUUAUCUGUAACAGAGACACCCAGACAGAAGGAAUGAGAAGAUCAGACAGCAGUCCAAUCAAAUCUGCCUUGAAAACAACAGACGAUGAUUCAAUGCCUUCCUCGUAUAAUCCCUCGAGACUGAACAACAUGACACAUCUCCGGGCCACGUUGGAGCGUAUCAAUCAGGCAAUGAAAGAGGACCGAAAGGCUAUGGAAUCUGCUUUACUUGAGCGCCGACCGCGCUCCGCUCCUCUCAAAUUGAACUACGAAGCAAAGGCAUGGAGCAACCAAGAGCUGAGAGAGAAGAAGGAAACAGAAAAGACCAAACUAUGGAGGAUGCAGGCAGAAGAGAGACAGAGGAGGAGGGAGGAGAAAUUCAAGGAGAUGGAAGAGAGAGAAGACGCAUUGCAAGACAGCAGAAGACUACAUUCACAGCAAAGAGUUCUACUUGACCUGGAGAGGAGACAGAACCAAGAGGGCUUAGAGGCCCAACAGGCUGAGACCCGCAGGGCAGUGGCUGAAGAGAGGAGCAGGAAGAAGGAUGAAGAUAUGGGGAGGGAGUGGAGGAAAGAGGAGGACAGAAUGAAGUACUGGAGAGAGCACCGGCAGCAGAGAGAGAGCGUAGAGGUGGAGAAGAGCUGGAAAUUCUACGAACAGGAAGAGAGGCAGAAGGAAACUGCCCGUAGCCAGAUGGAAACACAGCAGAGACAGCAGGAGGCAGAUCUCAGAGAAUGGCACCGACACCAGCUGCUGCAGUCAGGAUCCAAGCGCAGAAUUUCCAACAAGCUGGAGCAGUUCUACCGGCAGGUGGAGCAGGAGCCUAAGAAGGACCAAGACAUGCAACAGUACUUGAAGGACCACAAUCUCCAGAUGCUGCGCUCAGCUAUGGUCCUGUGA